GAGAGAGAGAGAGAGCGCACUCCAGGUUGGCGCAGGCACCGGGAGAACGGAGCGUUGUGCACGGCGGCAGCAUGGCUUCGUCUCACGGGAGAAGCGACCUGCGGUUUGCAGACUGGAUGGCAAGUUUACCGCAGAGCAUGCACACUAUUCCGCUCACCAACCUGGCCAUUCCCGGUUCUCAUGAUUCCUUUAGCUUCUACAUCGACGAGGCGUCUCCAGUGGGCCCCGAGCAACCGGAGACAGUGCAGAACUUUGUUUCUGUUUUUGGCACGGUGGCUAAGAAGCUAAUGAGGAAGUGGUUAGCUACACAAACUAUGAACUUCACCAGCCAGCUGGAGGCUGGUAUUCGCUUCUUUGACCUGCGCAUCUCCACCAAGCCCCGUGACCCCGACAACGAGCUGUUCUUCGCCCACGGGCUCUUCAGUGCCACGGUGAGAGAAGGUCUAGAGCAGAUCAGCAGCUUCCUGUCGGCUCAUGCCAGAGAGGUCGUGUUCCUCGAUUUCAACCAUUUCUACGGCGUGCAGAACCUGCACCAUGAAAAACUGGUGGCCAUGUUAAAAGAGGUGUUUGGAGAGAAACUCUGCCCAGUCGUCUUUGCUCAAGAGGUGACUCUGCAGUAUCUGUGGGAGAAGGAGUACCAGGUGCUUGUCUUUUACCACCACCCCAUGGCUCUGGAGGUGCCCUUCCUGUGGCCAGGCCAGAUGAUGCCUUCUCCCUGGGCCAACACCACUGAUCCAGAAAAGCUGAUUCAGUUCCUCCAGGCAUCAGUUACUGACCGCAGGAGGAAGGGAACUUUCUUUGUCUCCCAAGUGGUUCUGACACCGAAGGCCAGCACUGUGAUGAAGGGCGUGGCCAGUGGACUGAGAGAGACGAUCACAGAAAGGGCCUUACCGGGCAUGAUGCAGUGGAUCAGAUCACAGAGACCUGGGGAAAGCGGCAUCAACAUUAUCACAGCUGACUUUGUAGAGCUUGGAGAAUUCAUCAGCGCCGUCAUCACCCUCAACUAUCACCUGGACGAUGAUGAAGAUGACGCCACCUGAGAGGCCGCAGGGAGGCGUCAGGGAGCGCAGUCACCAUGCAGCGCCAGUGGUUUGGUCUGUGCUCUCACUCUUUUCUCUUUGGCAUUUAUUUCAGGAGGGGAGCUGCACUGCUCCUUUCACUUUAUUUAGGGCUAUAGUGAUUUGAGAGAUCAAAAAAGC
Molecule: messenger RNA, 1199 nt
Organism: Scatophagus argus
Lineage: Eukaryota; Metazoa; Chordata; Actinopteri; Scatophagidae
Gene: plcxd3
Product: phosphatidylinositol-specific phospholipase C, X domain containing 3
Exons: 6
Coding region: 72-1040 (322 amino acids)
Biological process (GO): lipid metabolic process
Cellular component (GO): synapse
Molecular function (GO): phosphoric diester hydrolase activity
Source: RefSeq, a predicted model, not a curated record